ACGACGUUAUUGCGUCAUGUACUCACCGUGCAGUAUUUUUCAAAGACGAGUCAAUCAUGUUGAAAAGCAUUACUGAAGAAUAGUUAUCCACAUAAUAAUUCUUUUACCUCCAAUUAGUUAUAAUCAAUUUAUUCAUAAUUUACGUAAAUAUGGAAGAAAGUAUUAAUGAAAAUGAUGAAAAGAAGGAAGAAGAUGAAUGGGAAAGUGAUAUAGAUCAUGAUAUAUCACAUAUGGACUAUCGAAUAAGAUGGAUUUGCGAUCGAGUUUUGAAGUUUCUCAGACUGACAGAUCAGGAGCAUCUUUUCAAUAAACUUAUUAAUGCGAAUAAUCGAUAUUUUGAGGACAAAUUGUUUAACUUUCUCAUACUAGACUUGUAUGGCGAGACAGAUCUAGAAAAGAAGCUGAUUUUUUUCUAUAAAACUUAUAUCAGUGAAGUAUUUGAGGAGGAAGUCUCAGUAUGGGAAGAAAGAAAAGAAAAACGCGACGAUGACGACAAGAAGAAAGAUAAAAAACCCAUAAAGAAAAGAAGGGGUAAAGCUAAAGGCAGCAAAGUAGAUACUACUCCAAUUGUUAAUCAUACGGCAAUGAGUACUAACACAUUGCAUACUCCCAGUAUACAAUCUAGUGAAGAGGAAGAAGAGGACGAAGAUGGUGGAGAGGAGGAUGGCAGUGGUGAUUUUUAUACUAGAAAAAAGAGAGAUUUUAAAAGCUCACUUACUGACAGUUUCAUUAUUGCACCACCGCCUGGAGAAGAGGAUAAAUAUGUUCUGACUAAGAAAAUGGUAGAGAAAGUCCGUCAGGUACCGGUGCUUCACAUGAUAUGUGGUCAAAUAGACAGCAGUAGAACCGAUCUACAGGACGUCACGUUCUUCUAUUUUAUGCGCACGAGCGAUGAGGGUAUACCUUCCUUCGAUACUUACGAAGAGUGCCUCAAUGAAAUUACGAAUUACAUAGUGGUUGGCUCGCUUAAUAGCAACUUCUUGGCCUCUUUAAAUAGAAUAUUAGUCAACAAACUGCAACUUAUCCUAGCAAACUAUAAUGCUGUGCAUUUAAAGCUAUCGUUUUUUAUACGUCAUCGGCAUUGUAAAUUAAAAAAUUUUUUUAUAUACAUUUUUUGUGUAUUUAAACCAUUAGUGGAAAAUCAAUUUAGAAGGCCGGAUACUCGUGGGCAUUUCCAAACGAAGAAAAUAGAUAAUGAAAAACGAAAAAAGAUAGACGUAGAAACAGAAUCAUUGAUGAGAUCAUCCCAGUUCGUAACAGGAUCUACUUUAGUAUCCAGACAGAAUUUGGACACAAAAGGAAAGGGAGACAAUGAAGAAACAAUUUCCGUAACCACUUUACAGGAUGAAGAUUCAAAAAGUCAAAAAUUAAAGUCUUUAAAAAGAUUUGAUAAGAGAUCCGAACCGUCUGUUUCGGAAUCCAAAUCUAGCAAAUCGGUUAGUUUAAAGGAAACAGAAAAACUACCAGUGAACGAACAGAUCAAGAAAGAUAUUUUAGAUUAUCUAGACAAAUUAAUCGAAAAAACGGAGUGGACGUUGGAACAUGUCGAAGGCGAUAUUUUGCUGACUAUGCCGAAAAUUCCAGAAUUGAAUGACCCUGCAAUAACAGACGAUAUGUUAUUAAAAAAUAAGGAUAUCGUUGAACAAAUGGAAGAAGUAGCUGUGUCGUGGGAAAAACAUAUACAAAAGAUAAUAGAAUCGUACGAGAGCAAAACAGCUCCGGGGAAGGGGCCAAUAGCGGAGUAUCAAUACUGGCAGGAUUGCGAAACUGGAUUAACAAUAUUGAUUGAACAAUUAAAAUUGCCUGUCAUUAAGAGGAUUCUUACUCUUCUGGAACAAGCAGUCUCGCCAAUCGCCUCCAGUUUCCAUUAUUAUGAAACCGAACUUUGGAAGCACUAUGCUGAAGCCAGAGAUAAUAAUAAAUUUAUUCAAACUUUGCUAAGGUAUUUCAAGUUGAUUACUGAGUCGGAUUCAUUUGAAUCUAUAACGGAAUGCAUUCCCUCACUGAUGGAAGGAUUACGAAUGCUAUGGGUGUUAUCGAGUUAUUAUUGUCACGAAGAGAAGAUAACGCUAUUGAUGGAACAGAUAUCAUGGCAGCUCUGCGAGAAUGUUAAACAAAAUUUAGCGAUCGUUUUGCUGUUUAAGAAACCUCUGGAAGAAAUUCUGAAGAAGACAAGUGAUGCCAACGCGAUGCUAAAGCAGUGGAAACAAUCGUAUUUUAAGACCAGACUUGACAUUGAACUGUCGGGGAAAGAAGCUCGCUGGGAAUUUGAUCAGAAGCGUCUUUUCCAGAACACGGAGUACAUCGCCGAGGUGUGUAGCGAUCUCCACAAGAUUACCGGUGUCUUGCAAGACUUCUACAAUAUCUUUGGACCCGAUCUGAAGUCCAUCAUAAAUGAUCCGGCGCAGAUAGACACAGUGAUAAAACGAGUAGACGCGCUGAUAGUGCCGAUUGAGGGGGCUGAUUUUGACAUUUUCAAUGCGUUCAACAAGGAGAACUGGGAGGUAUUGAUGACGUGGUUCUACGAGCAAGUGAUGUUCCUGGAAGAUCAGGCCAAGUUCUACAUCGAUGAGUGCUUCACGGUGUUAAUUAGUGCUGAGAAUUCGCUGGAGAUGUUGCUCAAGUUUAAGAAUAUGAAGACCCGUGCCGCGAUUCAAAGCCAGUUACUCCGGAAGUUCGAUGUCAUCAUGCAGCAGUUUAGCAAGGAGAUCAAUAUUGUGGAAAACAUAUAUCAACGUGGCAAGCGGAAUCCACCGUUGUUGACGUAUCAUCCGCCGAUGGCGGGAGCGAUCUUCUGGGUGAAGCAGCUGUUCCACAGACUGCGCAAGCCAGUGCUGAUUUUUCAAGAAGUGCGCGAGCUGAAGCACAGCCCGGUGAAACUCCUUGCGUUUAAACAGUACUACGAUCUUGCGAAGCAACUGAAGGAAUUCGAAGAAGCGAAAUUCAAUGCGUGGCUCGAUAAGGCGCUGCUGACGGUGAAUACCAUCAUGAAGAAGAGUGUGCUAAAAGUAGUUCGAGUAGAACGGGAUCCUUCGGCCUUAAUUUUCUUCGCUGAAGAGCAAGCCGCGAAGGAUCUUCAUUUGAAAACAAAGGGCAAAGAUAUGGGUUCCGUCCUGUCGAUUCCACAGGAAUCCUUGACGAAGGUAGAUGGUAUAAUAUCAAAAUUCAGGGCGAAAAUAAGUCCCGAUGCCGCAGGAUCUAGGGUUAUUUCCAUGCAUCAAUCACGUCCGGAAUUUAUGAGCGACACCAUUUUGGAGGAGUGUCAGCUGCGCUUUCAAGUCAACUUCGAUUGGGAAGUAUUCGAGGUGAUCAGAGAGGCAGAACUAAUGGAGCAACUUGGUUUUGAAUUACCCACGACUAUCAGAGACAUCGGUAUUCAAAAAAAUAGACUCAGAGCGGAUAUCGAUGCCAUCACGAAGAUGAUCGAUCAGUAUAACAACAUUCUGGAUACGUUGGACAGGGCAGAUACACAACUGUUGAAGCAGACUUUGCAGGACGUUGAGAAGAACAUUCAACCUGGAUUGACGCGAUUCAAUUGGAAUUCCCUAAGCAUUUCGGAUUAUGCGGCCGCUUGUCAUAGAAUACUUAAAAAUUUAAAUUCCAUCGUCGAUCAAAUCAAUCAGAUAAAGAAAGAGCUCGAUAGUCGAAUAGAAUCUGAAUUGCAAUCAUAUCAUCUGUUUUCUACGAAGAUGGAAAUCACUGAAUCAGAAGAUCUCUUGUCAUGCAAGAGUUAUUUUAUAGAAAUAAAAAAUCAACGAUCCGAACUAGUGUCAUCGAUGUUAAAGACUUAUCAUUCAAUUAGUCCAAUGCUUGUGAAAUUAGAAAGUUUGGUAUUAGGCACUUCUACUGGAGCAAGUCCAGCCAUGCAGCUCUUAUAUGAAAAAUAUGAGAAGAAAAUUUUUGCUGCCUUUAUUAUAUGUAUGGCAAGAAACAUGGAAGUUUUAAAUAAAAUGUUAAACGGCACCAAGCCGAUCUUUCAAGUAGACGCAUUAUUAAUAACAUCUGAAGUAAUAUUACGUCCGUCACCCAACGAGAUCUAUAACACCAUUUGUCAUGAUAUACGAGAUCUACUUGAGAAACUUAAAGAAUUUUCUAGGUGGAUGAAUGGAACUUGCUUAGAAUGCAAACCACAAAAAAAAGAAUUUUCAGAAGCUUUAGUUACUUUCAGUUUUUUCGAAGAUGUGAUGAGUAUUCGAAUAAUUAACGAAUUGGUGAAAGUAGUUCAGGAUACGGCAUACAGAAUCUCAACGGAAUGCUGGCGAUAUCUACAUAGGUGGAAAAAAUAUAGUAAUUUAUGGUCAUUUGACAAAAAUUCAGUUUGCGAGAAAUUCGCGUCGACGAAACCUACACUUCUACAAUACGAUGAAAAGUUCACGUUUUAUGAAAGCAUUCUGGAAGACCUCGAAGAUAUGUCGCCUUAUUUCGACAUAAAUAGUGUACGGCUCAACUUGAAACCGCUUUUAUCAAGCAUCGAGAAUCAAGCAAAGGAAUGGAAGCAGGUUUUAGGGAAUUAUCUUCUGUCCGAUACCGUGUUAGCUAUGAGUCAAUUGAAAACUCAAAUCGACAUUUUUCGCAGCGAAAUUGAAUUCGUGGUUACUGGAUUGGAUCGUUUCACGAGGGUCAUGCAGGCGAUCACCGACGUGAAAAACAUGGCAAUUCGAACUGAGGUGCAAUAUCUCGGUUAUCAAGAAUGUUUUCAAACUAUGCGUACCCAUGGAAUUGUUUUUCCCCCGUCCGAUGAAGAGAUGGCAUACAAAUUACAACGCGACUGGGAGUCUUUGUAUCUCGGAGCGCUCUACAGAAUCUCAACCCUGGAAAGCACCAACGAUAAAUUUUCCGAAGUGACUAAAGAUCAGAUCGAGCAGUUUUUGGCUGAAAUCGCGACAUUCGCCGAAGAUUUUGAGGCACACGGUCCCGGAAGCAUCGGGGACGAUUUGGAAUUAGGACUAAAAAAAAUGGAUGAAUAUGAUAAGUUGAUCAACAAGUACGAGGAAAGACGACUGAAUCUGAUAAAGUUAGAAGACUUGUUUAGCUUACCGUCUACCGACUAUUCAACUCUCCUCAAGAUCAAAAUGGAAUACGAGGACAUGGAAGUGUUAUACAAUCUCUACAAGCAGCAGAGAAGCGCGCGAGAGAUUUGGGCGAAGACUCUAUGGGUGAACUUGAAUCCUCAGCAGCUUAUCGAGGGUAUGGAACACUUCCUAAGAGAGUUCCGACUAUUGCCAAAGUCUAUCAAGAGUAUGAAUAUCGGCCAUGCACUGGAGACCAACAUGAAGAAUUUCAAAAACUCGGUGUCGCUCUUCAUCGAACUGAAAAAUGAGGCUAUACGCGAGAGACAUUGGCAAGAUUUGAUGAAAAGGACCGGACAAUAUUUUGAUAUAGACCCAGACAGAUUUACUUUAGAAAAUAUGUUUGCUAUGGAGUUAGAAAAAUAUCAAGAUAUCGUACAAGACAUUGUAAUGACCGCUGUAAAAGAACUUGCAAUAGAAAGAGGCGUGAAAGAAUUAGCGGAAGUAUGGAAGUCCAUGGUACUCAAUGUGGUAAAACAUUACAAAGGUACAGAAGAUCGUGGCUUUAUUCUUGGACCACUCGACGAAUUGAAUUCAGUACUCGAAGACAACAUGCUGACCGUGCACAGUAUGGCAGCUUCGCAAUUUGUCGGACCAUUCCUCAAUGUCGUUCAAAAAUGGGAACACACGAUGCAUACAAUCUUCGAAGUUUUGGAGGUGUGGGUGGACUUUCAGCGAAAGUGGCUGUAUCUCGAGGGCAUCUUUAUGGGCGGUGACAUCCGUCUUCAGCUGCCAGACGAAACAAAAAGAUUCGAUAAUGUCGAUCAAGCCUACCGAAAAAUCAUGACAGAUACAUCGAAGAGGCUUAAUGUCUUAGAAUGUUGCAUGAUUUAUGGUCGAAAGAACGAGUUUGAAGUCAUGAUAGCCGCCCUCGAGAAGUGUCAAAAAUCUUUGACGGAAUACUUGUAUAAUAAGCGCAUUAUGUUCCCGAGAUUCAAUUUUAUUAGCGACGACGAACUGCUAAGCAUUCUUGGCAAUCCUAUGGCAAUUCAGGAACAUGUAGGAAAAAUGUUUGAUAAUCUCGAUAAGUUCAUAUUGAUAUUAAGUGACACAGAUAGAUUGGUAGCUACGGCCCUUAAAUCCUGCGAAGGAGAAAUUAUGGAAUUCAAGAAUCCCGUAUCCACGGAAGAUCAGGUCGAAAUUUGGAUGAAUCUCGCUCUUGAGGAAAUGAAAAGAUCAAAUCGAUAUUUGACAAAGAAAGCGGUUUACAAUUACGGCAAGGUGCGAAGACCAAGAACACAAUGGAUACUUGAGUUUCAAGGAAUGAUGGUUCUCACAGCUAAUCAAAUAUGGUGGACUGCAGAAGUCGAGAAUGUUUUUGACAAAAUAUCCAAAGGGAAUAAACGCGCAAUGAAAGAAUAUUUACAACAACUCAAUGAUCAAUUAGACGAAGUCGUGACAUUGAUGGGUACGGAAAUGCUUACGAAUAAUGAUAGGAAGAAGAUUGACAUGGUUUUAACUAUUGACGUGCAUAUUCGUGACAUUAUUGAGAGCUUUGUUAGGGACAGCAUUGUGGAUCCUACGGAAUUCGAAUGGGAGAGCCAAUUGAGAUUUUACUGGGUUCACGAUCUGGACAAUGUAUGGAUGAACCAAUGUACAGGCACAUUCGAAUAUGGUUAUGAGUAUAUGGGUCUUAAUGGUAGAUUGGUUAUUACCCCUUUGACGGAUAGAAUAUAUCUUACGAUGACACAAGCCCUCUCGAUGCACUUAGGUGGUGCACCGGCUGGUCCCACUGGAACGGGAAAAACUGAAACAGUCAAAGAUUUAGCAAAAGCUCUGGGGUUUUUAUGUAUCGUGACUAAUUGUGGAGAGGGAAUGGACUACAUAACGAUCGGAAAGACUCUGAGUGGUCUUGCUCAGUGUGGAGCAUGGGGAUGUUUUGAUGAGUUCAAUCGUAUCGACAGAUCUGUUCUCUCUGUUAUCUCGACACAACUGCAGACUAUACGUUCCGCGCUACAAGUUAAAGCUCAAAAAUUCAUGUUUGAGGACCAAGAUAUUGUAUUGGACUCGAAAGUAGGGAUCUUCAUCACUAUGAAUCCAGGAUAUGCCGGUCGUACGGAGUUACCGGAGUCAGUUAAAACCUUCUUUAGACCAGUGGUUUGCGUAGUGCCGGACAGCGAAUUAAUCUGCCAGAUUAAGCUGUUCAGUGCCGGUUUCCUGACGGCAAAAUUGCUCGCGAAGAAAAUGACGGUUCUCUACAAGAUGGCGAACGAGCAGCUGAGCAAGCAAAUGCACUACGACUUUGGCUUACGAGCCCUCAAAUCCGUGCUCAAUAUGGCCGGUCACCUGAAGAGAACUUCCGAUGAUUUACCUGAGAACGUUGUGCUGAUGAGAGCUCUCAGAGAUAUGAACUUGUCUAAAUUUAUUUCUGACGACGUACCACUCUUCCUGGGUCUGAUUCGGGAUCUCUUCCCCGAUUUGGAUUGUCCCAAGGUGUCCUAUCCAGAUUUUAAUGAAGCAAUUGAAACGGUUUUAAAAGAACAUGGCUAUAUCAUUGUACCUGAGCAAGUUGAUAAAGUCAUUCAAUUAUAUGAAGUGAUGAUGACUAGACAUUCGACAAUGGUCAUCGGUCCCACUGGUGGUGGUAAGACAGUGAUCAUCGAAACACUCUGCAGAGCACAGACACAUCUUGGUAAACUCAUCAAACUACACAUUUUAAAUCCUAAGGCUUACACCGUCGUCGAAUUAUAUGGAACGCUCGAACUUACGACACGCGAGUGGUCGGAUGGGAUUCUGAGUAAUAUCUUUCGCGAAAUUAACCGACCAUUGGAUUCCGACAAGGAUGAGCGAAGAUACAUACUUCUCGAUGGUGAUGUCGAUGCGUUAUGGAUCGAAAACAUGAACUCGGUAAUGGAUGACAAUAAAUUAUUGACUCUGGCCAAUCAUGAAAGGAUCAAACUACAGAAUUAUUGCAGCCUGCUCUUCGAGGUAGGUGACUUGCAAUAUGCUUCACCUGCGACAGUUUCAAGAGCAGGUAUGGUCUAUGUUGACCCGAAGAAUCUGGGCUAUCAACCAUACUUGAACAAGUGGAUAGAAGCCAAAAGUGAAGUUGAUCAAGAUUUUCUUCAGAGAAUGUGCAAGAAAUAUGUGGUCAACUCACUUAAAUUCAUUACCGAAGGAAUGUUAGGCCUUCAGGCAAUCAAGCCACUUCGAACGAUCAUACCACAAACUGAACUCAAUAUGGUAACUCAGUUCUGCUAUGUGUUCGAGGGUUUGCUAUUCUUGCUGGAAGACAAGUUGGCAAGAAAAAAGUUAGAAGAAAAGGUCAGUGUGAUGGUAACGAAAGAGGAACUCUGGGAAGCGAUGUGUAUUCAAGCAUGCUAUUGGUCGUUCGGUGCAUCUAUUCUAGAUGAAGAACGGCCCAAUUUUGAUACAUACAUAAAGAAUAUAUGUGGACGUAUGCGAACGCGAGAUACACCUGCUAAGUUAGCAACUGCUAGAUACAUACCUGCAUCUUUUCCGACCAUGUAUGAUUACGUAUUGGACGUCAAGAAAAAGAGUUGGAUGGCGUUGAAAUGGUUGGUACCACAGUAUCUUCAUGACAGAGAGAAGGACUUCUCGGACAUUUUAGUACAGACAAUCGAUACGCUGCGUAUCACGUGGUUCGUAAAUCUCAUGAACAAUCUACAGAGACCUGUAUUGUUAGUCGGAGAAACUGGCACGUCGAAAACGGCCAUUAUUCACGAAUUUCUAAGGAAUUUGAAUCCUGAAAAAUAUGAACAGCUCUUAAUUAACUUCUCCUCGAGAACCACCUCACUUGACGUACAAAAAAAUAUUGAAUCAGCAGUGGAGAAAAGAUCGAGAGAUAUAUUUGGGGCACCACCUGGGAAGAAAUUAAUAAUUUUUAUCGACGAUAUGAAUAUGCCGAUCGUGGAUACUUACGGAACUCAACAGCCUAUCGCGUUUCUUAAAUUGCUGUUUGAGAGAGGUGGUUUUUACGAUCAUGGACGUAAUUUAAAUUGGAAAUAUAUGAGAGAUAUUUAUUAUUUAGCAGCCAUGAGAGAACCCGGUGGCGGUAGAAAUGAAGUCGAUCCGCGAUUUAUUUCAAUGUUCUCGAUUUAUAACGUAACUUUCCCAUCGAAUGAGACUCUCAAUUACAUUUAUACGAGCAUCUUGUCCGGUCAUCUACAAUCGUUUUCGGAGGCAGUUCAAUCUAUUGUAAGCGGACUCAUACGAUUGAUGUUGGAACUUUACGAGAUAGUUAGGAAGAAACUAUUACCAACACCGUCCAAAUUUCACUACAUUUUUAAUAUGCGAGAUCUCUCAAGAAUUAUGGCUGGAUUACUUCAGAGUUAUCCUAACUUUUUCCCGGAUGUAAAGCAAUUUGUUAGGCUUUGGAGAAACGAGAUUACCAGAGUUAUAUGCGAUCGUCUCGUUAAUGCGCAAGAUCAGAAUUGGGUAAUCGAACAACUGAAUGAAAAGAUACGGAAUUAUUGGGAGAUAGAACCUGAAGUGGUUCAAUAUAGUUUAAGAGACCCGAUGCUCUACGGUGAUUUCAGAAAUGCCUGUAACGAGGCUGAACCUAGAUUUUACGAAGAUUUGCUGGAUUAUGAAGCAGUUUACAGCUUAUUUUUAGAGAUUUUUGAAGAGUACAACGAGAAAAACAGGAUUAAGCUGCAUAUGGUUCUCUUCAAUGACGCACUUGAACAUCUGACCAGAGUGCAUCGUGCACUUCGGAUGCAUCGUGGCCACGUGCUGGUCAUCGGUACUGGUGGCAGUGGCAAAAAAUCUGUGAUAAAGUUAGCAUCCUUUGCCGCUGGUUAUCAGGUCUUUCAGAUUGCUCUAAGUCGCGGAUAUAAUGAAUCGUUCUUCCGCGAAGACAUCAAGAAUCUAUACAAUAUGGUAGGCAUAGAAAACAAGAAGGUUGUGUUUAUGUUCACAUCUACUCAUAUCAAGAAUGAGAGUUUCCUUGAGCUGGUGAAUAGCAUGCUAACGACGGGCUUCGUACCGACUCUCUUCAACGAUGAAGAGAAGGACAUAAUCGUCACUUCUUGCAGAGAUGCAGCGAUUAAAGCAGGUUUUGAUGUCUCAAAGAAGAGUGUCUGGUCGUAUUUUAUCAAAACGUGCAUCGCGAAUUUGCGAAUAGCAUUGGCAAUGAGUCCAUCGGGCGACGCUUUGCGGAUACGGUGUCGUAAUUACCCCGGUUUGAUCAACAACACUACCAUAGAUUGGAUGUUUCCGUGGCCACAGCAGGCUUUAGCGGCAGUGGCAAAUGUUCUUCUCAGAGAUAAUCCAAUUGUGCCGCAAGAAUAUAAGGAAACAAUUGUAAAACAUAUCGUGUACGUCCAUACAUCUGUGUUGCAAUACACUGUGAACUUUGCGAAGAAACUGAGGAGACGAAAUUACGUCACGCCGAGACAUUUCUUGGAUUUUAUCAAUACUUAUCUAAAACUACUCUUGGAAAAGAAAAAUUUCAUAAAUUCGCGCUGCACCCGUCUUUCCGGAGGAUUACAGAAGAUUACGGAAGCCUCGGUAACCUUGACAGAGUUGAAUAAAGCUUUAGACAUGCAAAUAAUCAAAGUGAAUGCUCAAACGAAAAGUUGCGAAAAGUUGCUCGCAUCCAUUGGUGAGAGCACAGACAUAGUGAUGGAGAAGAAGAAUUUAAGCGAAGAAAAGAGGAAAGAAAUCGAGGAUAAGAAGAAAAUAAUUGCUAAGGAACAAAGAGAAGCUAAGCUGGUUUUAGCGGAGGCUCAACCGGCUCUCGAUGCGGCCAAACAAGCAUUGAGCGAACUUGAUAAAGCAGAUAUUACUGAGAUAAGAUCUUUUGCCACUCCACCUGAACCGGUACAGAUUGUUUCGGAAUGCGUCGCGAUUCUCCGAGGUGUCAAGGACAUAUCCUGGAAGGGAGCGAAGGGCAUGAUGAGUGAUCCAUUUUUCUUGAAGAACUUGCAGGAGAUGAAUUGUGAUCAGAUCACUCUGAAGCAGCAGCAAGCGGUACGGGCGCAUUUGAAGAAGACAGACAAGUUGGAUCAAAUGCAGGUCAUCAGCAAAGCGGGAUACGGUUUAUACAAAUUCGUGCUUGCUGUUCUGGAUUAUUGUACUGUUUAUAGAGAGGUAAAGCCAAAGAUCGACAGAGUUCAGGAACUCGAAGAAGAAUCCGAAAAAGCUAGGCGUGCGAUAGAAAAGGAAGAACGGGAAUUAAAGCGACUGGAGAAAAUGAUCCAAGAGUUAAAUGCGAAAUACGAUGCCGCGAUGGCCGAGCGACAGAAUCUUCAGGACGAAAUGGAUUUGUUGCAACGACAUUUCUUCGCUGCCGAUAAGCUUAUCUCUGGAUUGACUUCCGAGAAUGAACGAUGGCAGAAGGAUCUGGAGAUUCUUCAAGAUGACAUGGAGAAAAUCACCGGAAAUUGCUUGCUCGGAGCAGCAUUUCUGGCUUACAGCGGACCCUUUUCAUAUGAGUUCAGAAAUGAGAUGUACAACGACUGGCAGAGAAGCAUUCUAGAUAAGAAGUUGCCAUUAUCAAAGCUUUUCAAACUUGAAACACAACUGAGCGACGAUGUUGAAAUCAGCAAGUGGAAUUCAGAAGGUCUCCCUCCAGAUGAACUAUCUGUGCAAAAUGGCAUACUGACUAUGAAAGCAUCCAGAUUUCCGCUUUGUAUCGAUCCUCAGCAACAAGCGUUGAAUUGGAUUAAGAAGAAAGAACAGAAAAAGUAUCUGAAAAUACUCUCCUACACUGAUGCGGAUUUCUUGAAGCAAAUUGAAUUGGCGAUUAAAUAUGGCCUACCUGUGCUUGUUCAAGAUGCCGACGAGGUCGAUCAUAUUUUGGAUAACGUUUUAUCGAAAAAUAUUCAGACUGUAGCGGGACGAACUUUCGUUAUUGUCGGCGACAAAGAGAUAAAUUAUGAUCCACAAUUUCGAAUAUAUUUGACAACGAAAAUGACCAAUCCAAUGUUAGAUCCUGAUUUGUAUGCUAAGGCAGUCGUCAUCAAUUAUACGGUUACCACAGCAUGUUUAGAAAAUCAACUUCUAUCAGUUGUGGUAAAAAUCGAAAAACCAGAUAUCGAGGAGCAACGUGAAACACUGAUCAUGGAGACGAGCGAAAACAAGAAUUUGUUGCAGCAAUUGAAAGAUAAUCUUCUACGUGAGAUCGUUACGAACCAAGGCAGCAUGCUGGAUAAUAUCGAACUGAUUGAGACUCUGGAGAACAUCACGUCAAGCGUCAACGAGAUGAAGACCAAGCUGUCGCUCGCGGAGAUUACUUCAGCCGACAUAAAUAAACUUCGCGAAAAUUAUCGUCCGGUGGCACAACGAGGUGCAAUUCUGUUCUCUGUAUUGAUUGACAUGGCUACUGUGAACGCUAUGUAUCAAUAUUCUUUGAUCAGCUAUGUCGAAGUGUUCAUUCACUCGCUGAAGAGAUCGCUGCCAGAUCCAGUGCUUGCCAAACGACUGGAAAACAUAAUUCCGAUGUUGACAAAGAAUGUCUAUAAUUAUGUCUGCACUGGCAUUUUUGCGCGGCAUAAGCUGCUCUUUUCCUUACAAAUUUGUUUAAAAAUAGAGCAAAGUAUGGGCAAUGUGAAUCAAAAACAGCUGGAUUUCUUCGCCAAGGGCAGUGUAACUCUGGAAAAAUCAUCAAAAUCGAAUCCCAUCGAGUGGUUGUCAUUAUCAGGUUGGGAAGAUGUUCUCAAAUUGGCAAGUGAUUUCCCAGAGAAGUUUGGACAGCUUCCAGAAGAAUUACGAGACCACGAGGAUGAAUGGAAGAAGUGGUACGACUCGGAUUCGCCAGAAUCGGAAGAACUUCCAUGUGACUAUAGCAUGCGAUUGACAUCAUUCGAGAAGCUAAUGCUGAUGCGCUGUUUUCGCGUGGAUCGCGUUUAUUGCGGCAUUACUAAUUACAUUACUGAGAUUAUGGAUGAACAAUAUAUCACGCCGCCUUACAUGAGUUUUGAUAUGAUUUUCGAGGAGAGUACAUCCACUAUGCCUGUAAUCUUCAUUCUGAGUCCGGGUUCGGAUCCCACGUCGGAGUUAAUGAAGUUAGCUGAUCGAUAUGGCUACGGCGGAGGAAAAUUCAUACAUCGUUCAUUGGGUCAGAAUCAAGACAAGAUCGCGAUGGAAUUAUUGGAAGCAGCAAUGACGAGAGGCCAAUGGCUGAUGUUGCAAAACUGCCAUUUGCUGUUAUCUUUCAUAAAGGAUUUAGAAAAAAUCGUGGAGAACAUGGAGAAGCCUCAUCCUGAUUUUCGCUUAUGGCUUACCACAGAACCUACUCCUAAUUUUCCAAUCGGAAUACUCCAACAAUCUCUAAAAGUGGUGACGGAACCGCCGAGUGGAUUGAAGCUAAACUUGCAGAACACAUACUUCAAAAUGCGACCGCAGCUCUUGGAAAGUUGCCCUCAUCCUCUUUACAAGCAUUUAAUUUACGUUCUAGCAUUUUAUCAUGCAGUUAUUCAGGAGAGAAGAAAGUAUGACAAAAUUGGAUGGAACGUACAGUACGACUUCAACGAGUCAGACUUUAAUGUGUGUAUUAGCAUCUUGGACACUUAUUUGACAAAGGCACUGGCAACAAAGGAAUCUAGCGUACCGUGGAAUAGUCUCAAGUAUUUAAUUGGCGAAGUGAUGUAUGGCGGAAGAGUGAUUGACAGUUACGAUCGUCGCGUCUCGCACACGUACAUGGAUGAAUAUUUCGGUGAUUUUCUCUUCGACGAGUUUCAGCCAUUUCAUUUUUACAAAGACGAAACGGUCGACUAUGUGAUACCGCCGGAGGGAGAUCGUAAUGAUUACUUGAGAUUCAUUCAAGAGCUUCCGCUGGUAAAUAGCCCGGAGGUGUUUGGGUUGCAUCCAAACGCCGAGAUUGGAUAUUUCACGAAGGCGGUUAAAGGAAUGUGGAGACAUCUCAUUGAAAUUCAACCGCAAACUGUCGAGGACAUUGUCGGCAUCAACAAGGAUGAAUUCGUCGAUAAUGUAGCGAAAGAGGUCUUGACCAAGAUACCUGCGCCAUAUGAUAUUAAUAAGGUCAAGAUAAAUUUUGGCGUGGCCGUGACACCGACCGCGAUCGUUCUAUUUCAAGAAUUGGAGAGAUUCAACAAAUUGAUAGAAACGAUUACGAGAACGUUGAACCAACUGAGGAAGGCGAUCGCCGGCGAAAUUGAGAUGGACGCAGUGUUGGAGAACAUUUCCGUGGCACUUUAUAAUGGUAGUCUACCCAAAGAAUGGGCGAAAUUGGCACCAGACACGCGAAAGAAUCUCGCCGGCUGGAUGGACCACUUUCAGAAGAGGAUAGACCAAUAUACAAAUUGGUCCGGUGCGAACGAACCCGUGGUGCUCUGGUUGUCCGGAUUGCAUGUUCCGGAAACUUAUCUGGCGGCUUUAAUGCAAAUGGCUUGCCGCAAAAACAAUUGGCCCCUCGAUCAUUCCGUUGUUUACACAACGGUGUCCAAGUUCUCUAGACCUGACGAGGUAGAAGAAAGACCUGAUCAGGGAUGUUACGUGUAUGGAUUAUAUUUGGAAGGCGCUAGAUGGGACAUCGAGGAGCGUCGUUUAAAAAGAUCACAUCCGAAAGUUCUGAUAGAAAAGCUGCCAAUAUUAACUAUCAUACCUACUGAAGUUCAUAGACUGAAGUUACAGAAUACGUUUAAAACUCCAGUAUAUACCACAUUGAAUCGACGAAAUACUCUCGGUGUUGGUUUAGUGUUUGAAGCAGAUUUAGCGACUCCGGAACAUAUUUCGCAUUGGAUACUUCAGGGUGUUUGUCUAGUGUUAAAUAUAGAUUGAAAUAGUAAAAAGUUCAAGAACUGCUACAGUCUUCAGUAAUUCAUGUAUUAAUAGAUUUACUAUUAAUUAUACUUGUAAUAUAAAA
Messenger RNA from Pogonomyrmex barbatus (red harvester ant), 14859 nucleotides. RefSeq names its product Dynein heavy chain at 89D (gene Dhc98D). The record is from RefSeq and is a predicted model, not a curated record. Lineage: Eukaryota; Metazoa; Arthropoda; Insecta; Hymenoptera; Formicidae. Gene Ontology annotation, cellular component: dynein complex. Gene Ontology annotation, molecular function: ATP hydrolysis activity; minus-end-directed microtubule motor activity; dynein intermediate chain binding. Gene Ontology annotation, biological process: microtubule-based movement.